This is a messenger RNA of Rotaria sordida, 462 nucleotides long. Lineage: Eukaryota; Metazoa; Rotifera; Eurotatoria; Philodinida; Philodinidae. The record is from the annotation of a GenBank genome assembly.
AUGAUACAUUCAGCAAAAAUUAUUUGGAAAGUUACCGAUGAUAAACAAAAACUUCGAUAUGAAAUUGGUAUAUUCAAAAAAUGGUUGUCUGAUAAAUCUUCAUCUACCUGUUGUGCUUUUCAAGAUUUAGCAUUAACAAAGAUCAACACUAUAUUGAUUAAUCUUCUUUUUGACAAACAAUGCUUAUCAACAAUACAUGUAACAAUGAAUAAAAUGAAAUCAACUCAUACAUUCAUAAAUGAUUUAGCAAUACGAACGAUAUCUGUUGCUGAAGAAAUAGCUCAAACCUACCUUCAAAAAGCAAUCGAUGAGAAAACAAAAAUAUUAAACAAUGGGAAAAAAUUUAAGAAACUACCCACAGUUGAUACAAUUAUUACGGCUAUUGAAAAUCGUCAAACUAAUAUGGUUCAUCGUGCUCAAUAUAAUAUCGCACGAAUAUUACAUAUUAUCGAAAUGAAAUAA